Molecule: messenger RNA, 1662 nt
Organism: Aureobasidium uvarum
Lineage: Eukaryota; Fungi; Ascomycota; Dothideomycetes; Dothideales; Saccotheciaceae
Source: the annotation of a GenBank genome assembly
AUGGCCUCCGAGACCUUGUCACUCUUUCCCUCGCCUGUCUGUUCAAUUCCUCCAAAGUCGUGUCUGAGACAAGCCGAGGACAUUCACAUGAGACGAAACACACCCUCGCCUGUACUCAGUUCGAAGCCAUAUCCCUCAGGAAAACUUCGAGGACUUGCUUUGCAGUUUACUCCUCAAGUCUACAAGCCCUCGUCCGUUCAGUCACUAGAAUCAGUCGCAACUCCAUCCUUCUCGAGCCCUGCAUCGAGUCGCUCUCCAGAAGAUACUAGUAUGUUGAGCUCUUCCCCACCAUCAGAGAUAGCUGCGAGCACUCGAAGAAGGCCAGCCGUUGCUAUCCGCAAGAUAUCAAUCGACACCACUUCUAGCGACACACGUUCCGACUUCUCAGGACCAACGCUUGUGCGGUCCAACAGUUGCUCCUCAGCCCAACCGAGAGUCGUGUCGCCUCCCAUCAAGUCAAUGUUUCCAGAGUAUGACCCGAGUCUGCCACUUUCGCAACAGCGAUACUACCCAACAGAAAAUCUGCCUCGACCAAGUCUUGAGCGUAGUGCAAACUAUCAUCAUCAUACUCUUGCAGACAUGCCAUCACCUACUUCGCCAACGCCUGCUGCAGGUCUCUCGCAGCUGCAAGCUUUGUGGAAUGCUGCUAGUGGCCAGAACGGAGUGUUUCAUUCUGAGAAGAUCAAGUUGACUAUGCACCGAGAUGACAUCGGUGUUGGCUUGACAGCGACUGAAGUACGAUUAGGAUCACGAGAAGGUCGUACACUCUACUCUGUGUCUCCUUCGGAUGUAUCGAGCGAGCUUACGGUUCGCCGACAUCAUCCAGCUAGGACUGGCAUUGUGCCUGUCGCUCAGUUGGACGUAGCAGCUCUUCAGGAACACGCAAAGAACGAAACGACCAUUUUUCCACAACAAGCAGCAUUUAACGCACUGGAAGCAAUAGCCACGACGCAUAGAGGCAAUGCUAUCGCACAGUAUGAUCCUCGAGCAUCGUCACCACAAGCUGCACAACUAGCGUUCGACGCAGUGGCCGAAGCCAAAGCCCACGAGUCUUGUCAACUUGUCAAGAUCUCUCAAGGCGUCAGUGCAUAUGGCAUUCAGGAGCACAGCUAUGAGCUGAGACACGCACGUGCAGGAACCUUCGCUAUCUCGAUCGAUGGCGCAUUCGACUUUGCGACACGAAGCAAUGCAAAGAUUUAUCUGCACCAGCCGACGAGUUCGGAGAAGCCACUGGCUAAACCUUCUAAGCUUGUUUGCCUUGACUUGAGUACAGAGACGCUGGAAGUUGAUGUGGCCUCGUUCCGAAGGCUACAGAGCAAGUACAUGAUUGACAGCACGAUAUGUGCCGUUUUGGCUGUUGGGUUUGCGGAAAGCAGACUGGCUGAGACCAAAGCAAAAGCAGAGACGUUCGCAGCACCACCUCGAAAUUCGAAGAAGAUCAAUGAAGCUCAGAAGAAGGUAAAGAACAGCCGCUGGCGGCGAAGCAAGAAGAAUGGCAAGAAGGAAGUCGCGGAUGAACAGGAGAAGCUGCCAAGCAUGACUCGGGGUGUAUUGUUUCUGCUUGGGUUCUCGUUUGAGGCGAUAGUAUGGCUGCUCGGGUUGGGGGUCAAGGUGUUGAGCAAAGUUAUCGUUUGUGCCAGUGGGACUGUUAGCAAGAAGUGA